This is a messenger RNA of Lottia gigantea (owl limpet), 777 nucleotides long. RefSeq lists its product as hypothetical. Lineage: Eukaryota; Metazoa; Mollusca; Gastropoda; Lottiidae. The record is from RefSeq and is a predicted model, not a curated record. The transcript has 3 exons. Bases 1 to 777 code for a protein of 258 amino acids.
AUGUACAAAGUUUCAAAACUAAACUGUAUUUUGUUAGGAAUAUUGCUAAAAGUAUCAUGCGUUUACAGUGAAGACUGUAUGGAUUCAGUUUACAUGAAAAUACAGUAUACCACUAAACUGAUAGAUUCUUACAUCGAUAUCAAAAACAAAGUCAGUUCAGCUUAUGAAUGUCUGAAACUUUGUCGAAAUCGUGCUACUUGUAAAUCUGUAGGAAUUGAAACAAGUUCCAUGGACUGUUAUUUGUAUGCUGGGCGAGUUUAUGCUGGAUUAAGAGGAACAAUCAAGUCGGAUAUCAUAUACUAUUGGCUACUAGAACAUGAAUGUCCAUUACAUCUGGGAUACAGUGAAGACCCAACCAGUAAAAUUUGUACUAAGUAUUAUCCCACAGAAGUGAUUUGGUCUCUAGCUCAAGAGACAUGUGAAGGUGAGGGAGGUAUGUUGCUCAUGGUGGACAACCUCGACAGCAGAAGGGUGGCGACAGAUUAUGUUACCAGUGGGGUGCUGAAGGAAUGGACAUUCCUUGGCUCUAAAAGGAACCUGGAAGAUCCUGCAGAUUGGAAAUGGUUCAAUGGGGUACCAGUCAACACCUCCUGGAUUAUUCUCGACAGUAAUGAAGAACCUGAAGAACCAGAUUGUAUGACAUUGAAAGUGACGGAUAAAGAUGUAAAUCCAAUGGUUCUACAGAGUCAUGGUUGUUUCUUUACUGAAGGAUUCAUUUGCCAAGUUCCUACAAAACAAAACUAUUUACCGACAUUGUCUCCUACUGUUAUUAGAUAA